Messenger RNA from Mucor mucedo, 1311 nucleotides. RefSeq lists its product as uncharacterized. The record is from RefSeq and is a predicted model, not a curated record. NCBI's taxonomy places the organism in Eukaryota, Fungi, Mucoromycota, Mucoromycetes, Mucorales, Mucoraceae. Gene Ontology annotation, biological process: regulation of gene expression. The coding region runs from base 1 to 1311 and encodes 436 amino acids. The transcript has 4 exons. Gene Ontology annotation, cellular component: nucleus.
AUGAUCUUCAUGAAUGUAAAACGUGGUCACAGAAGGGUGCUUCAAAGAGAGAUUGCAACUGUAAAAGGCAUUCCCCGUGAUCAGCCACUUGUUACCAACGUUAUGGGAACAACUUACCCGCCUGAACUUAUACCCACUACCUUAAAAAUGCCCAUAAAUAUCCCCAAGCCUUACAACACUAACUACGAAUCAAUACCCACAGGAAUGACGAGCCCCCGUAGUAUGAACAGUGGUAUGGGUGGCACAACCACAACCACAACCACUAGUAUGGGUAACAAUAACGGUGGCAGUGGUAACAGUGGUAGCACCAGUGGUGGUAGUAGUUCUCCAAUCACAUCUCUCCGUUCUCGACUUGGAAAACCUCUAGACAACAAUGUAAAUAGUAUUCGAAACAUCACAAAUGGUACUAGUGACAACCAAAUCAGUAGCAGUAUAUCCUCCAAUGACGAUGAUGAUUCUAUCGACACCAACGAAUCUGUACCCGCCAAAAGAAAAUACAGACGUCAUGCUAAACCCGAUAGAAACUCUCCAAUCAAACCACCAUCGGCCUACAUCAUGUUCUCCAAUGACGCACGUACCGAGUUGAAAAAUCAAAACCUUUCCUUUGCCGAAUUGGCCAAAAUAGUUGGCGAUCAAUGGAAAAACCUAAGUCAUAUUGAAAAGCAAGCUUAUGAAAGAAUGGCUAUGCGAGCCAAAGAUGAAUACUUGGCUUCUCUAGAACAAUACAGACAAACUGCCAACUAUAAACGCUAUCAAGAAUACUUGGAUGACUUCAAGUCCAAGCAAGACGCUGCCAAUCGAUUGAUCGGAAGAGCUCGAAAGAGAGCUAAGCAAAAGUCACCUGGAAGCGGUAGUAUAGCUGAUUCCAGUUCUAAUGGCAAUUGUAAUAGUAGUGGUAGCUCCGGUAGUGGUUCCGCUGAUGCCUACGGUGACAAAGAAAGUGUCAUUCGUCGACAAAAGAGAUCUACAUCCGAUCAAAUCAUUCCUACCAAUAAUAACACGAGUACCAAUGGUCAAGAUAAACCUGCGAAUCAAUUAAGACCCAUUCAAAAUCAACAACAGUCCUCUGAUAGUGGUUAUACCUCGCAGACUUAUUAUAACUCUAAUAAUUCCUUCUCAUCGAAUCAACAACAACCACCGCAACAACAACAACAACAACAACAACAACAGUGGAGUGACCGUUCAAAUCAAAUCAUGAGAGGUAUGUUGCCUGUUGAAUUCAUACAGUCAUCACAACCUGAAAAUAACGAGGAAGAUGACUGUACAAAGAGACGAAGCCCGCGUUUCAACAAAUCAACUAUGCAAACAUAA